This is a messenger RNA of Caenorhabditis sp. 36 PRJEB53466, 649 nucleotides long. The record is from the annotation of a GenBank genome assembly. NCBI's taxonomy places the organism in Eukaryota, Metazoa, Nematoda, Chromadorea, Rhabditida, Rhabditidae.
AUGGCACGUAACGGAAAGAAAAACGACAUUGAGACGAAAGAGUUUGUGCUAGAAACGAAGAAGACGGUGAGCCGAGAGAUCCUUGCGAAUCCGUCCGAUCUUCGCGUUUCAGCUGCUUUUCGACGCGAAAGAUCUCGGAUGGAGCAACACUCCGGCCUAUCUGAGCAUCAAGAAUCCGACAAAGGGCAAGUAUUUGUGGAAGGCGAAAUCGUCGAACAAUCGGAUGUUCAAGAUCCACAGCCCCAUCGGGUUUAUCGAUUCGAAAGGGAGUGCGAGUUUGGAAGUGAGCAUCAUAAUUGAUCAUUUGAAUUGGAUUGGAUUUGCAGGUAGUCCACGUGGCAGGCAUUCUGAUUCCUCUGAACGGUGCGCAUCACAUCUCCAUAUAUUACGUCAAAGUCGAUGAAGAUCCGAAGGUAUUCGGCUACGAUUGCCACGCGGAUUCUGAAACAUUUCGUUUCAGGAGCGUCGUAGCUUUUGGAAUACGAAGAGACCGCAAGGAUGUCGGCACGUGGGCGUCCACUUUAACCAAAGAAAAGAGAAAUUGGUGAUCGGCGCGGACUUUGACGAAAAGAUGGACGAGGCGGCAUUCAAGAAGCUGAAGGCGCAAAUGUUGAAAGAUAAUUUAUUGAUUCCGGCCGAUAAAAAUUGA